GUCAUUUGACGUCAUUUAAAGGCGACGCACUUUGUUGUGUUUACCUUCGGGUAGAAGAAGCAGCGUUUACGGUUUUGUGGAAAUCCUCAUUCACAGGCAAGCUUUCUCUAAACGCCUAGACUCUGUCUGUUACAAGCUUUCCUGUCCACCAUGGCGAGUACAACAGUGAAGUUUAUCUGGUGUUCUUGCCGCAACUAUAAAAUCCAGUCCAAAGACACGCACGAAAAGUGUUUAAUCUGCCUGGGAAUCCAACAUGCCAAAGAAGCUGUGCUCGAGUAUGGAAAAUGUCAACACUGUGCCAAAAUGGACUGGAGUACUUGUAUUAAGCGUCUCACCAAGGUUCAGGAGGUGAUCCAUCAAGAGGCCCAGCAGCGGAAAAGCGAGGCGUCUCAGAAUGGAAUUCAGCCUAAACUUGAAGCGGUGGCAUCGUCAGCUAAAUCUGUGAGAGUGGUGUCUGCUACACCUACUGUAAAAGAGACUGCAAAUGCUGCUCCUGGACCAUCUUUCUCCACUGCACCCGUUAUGUUCACUCUUGUCUCACCAUCUAUGGACUUGCCUGACCCAAACGCUGCAGCGGUAAAAGGUACGUACCUAUCACAUGUCGCCUUGCAGCAUAAGCUAGACUCGGCUCCAUCUGUAGCGCCCACAUCAAUGCCUUCGACCUCACACAAGAGAUGCCAUUCGUCUAGGUGUCACUCAUGCUGCACGAGGCACUCAAGCAGGGUAUGUGGACGGAGAAGGAAACGGCCCCUGACUUCGUCCUCAUGUUCGUCCUGGAGCUCUGACUCCUCCUGCGAGUCUGUUCGGGAGAAAAGGACCCGGAAGGAAACGAAGAAUUCUACAAAACUUGACAGGAAAAGUGAUCAGCUGCUUAACUUGGUGCAGCAGAAACUGGAAGCCCAGCAGAGGGCCAUGCAAGUACAUUGGAGCGCAAUAGAGAGAAGGCUUGAUGUCUUGGAGAAAAACAGAAUACAGGUCGACGUUACAAAUUUAGCAGAAAGCUCUCAAGUGGAUCAGGGACAACAGACUGGUAGCACUGCUAGUUCUGGAUCUGUUUCUCUUUCUAAUGUAGUAAAGCAAGAAGACGGGCCAAUAGAUAUCUCGCAUGCUUUAAAAUCUAAUUUAUGGCCACGGGUGAGUUCUGUGCAAGAGGUUCUCACGUCUGAUGAGCUGCAGAAUCUCAUAGUACGGGCAGCCAAACACUUGGGUAUCAAUUUUCCUAAAUCUCAAAAUGACUCCCCACAUCCAGUUAUGUUGCCAGAGUUUGAGGACUUGGUCCAAAGUACGUGGUCCAACCCAGCGAGCUCACAACCUUUCAAGCCAGUGUAUUCUGAGUUGUACAGGCUUCACGAAAGCCAGUGUCUACCUUAUGACCAGAUGCCUCAAGUAAACAAGCUUAUGUCGGCCAUCUUUCAAGCUGUCACGCCUGCAAGCACCCGAGAACAGUCUGAUCCUCCUGAGCCCUGGAGGGUCACGGAAGAGCUUGCAGAAAACUCUUAUCAAACCUCCGGCAUGCUAGCAAAGACCGCUAACUACUUGCGUUACUUGUCGGAUUACCAGAAGCGCCUCUUAGCCGAGAUUUCUGAAAACCCGACACCGCAAAGGCUCCUAGGUGUUUUCAGUGAGCUCAAGCUUAUUGGAGAGUACACCUUUCAGCUUUCUUCACACCAGGCAGAACUGUCUGGGAGGAUCAUGGCAGCAUCUGUGGCCAUUAAACGACAGACAUGGAUGGCCAAGACCAAUUGCCCAGAUUCACUGAAAGCUACAUUUGCAGAUCUUCCUUUCGUUGUCGAGACUCAAAAAUAGACACUUGGAAUUGUUCAGAUUAAGUUGUUUAUGAAUAACAUGUUAUGUGACUACUUUUACAUUCAAGAUGUAGAUUUUGAUGUGUGUGCCCCCCCACCUCCUCCUCCCCAAUUAAUUAAUUAAAUUCACCUUUUAAUGUGAUAUUGCAAAGAAAUUAAACAGGUUACAAAAGUGUGCAUAUCUAUCAGAUUAUGAAGGGAUUUAACGUGCACAGCCGUCUCCAAGUCAUUCCACGUGAUUGGAAAAGGAUUUACAUCUGGACGGUGACCUGGACAUUCCAAAACUUGAUCUUCUUUUUCUGAAGCCAUUUCUUUGUUGACUGUCGUUAUUGUUCAGGAGGUGAAAAAUUCUUCAUCGCCAGCUAUUUAAUUGAGGAUUGCACUGUUUUGUGCAGAAUUAGUUGAUUAGUCUUCUCCUAACCCCAGUCCCCGAUUGAGAGAAGCAGCCAACAAUACGAUACCUCCACCACCAUGCUUCAUCAUGUGUACGGUGUUCUUUGGGUGAUGAGCUGUCUUGUUUUUGUAUGUGUGUGAUGGCAGCCUCUCUGAUAGAUUUCAAUACUUAGAUAGUACAUACUUCAUGUAUACUGUGUUUUGUUUGUCUAUGCAUACAGUGAAUUGCAGUUUGUGUAAAUAGUUUAAAUGGGGAAAAGACGACGUAAACACACAAUAUUUUCGCCAUCUGUCCAAAAAAACCUGUUCGAAUGUUUUUGUUCUUAGCGCAUUACAAACUCUUUAAGAAAACACUAACGACUAAAGAGCUUCUUUACAAACAGAUUAGGAGAAUACUAACAUCUAAAGCUUAAAAAAAAACAACAAUAAUCUGGGAUCGCAUUAAGAACCGAAGAGCUUUUUUAAAGAACGGUCGAGCUUUUUCGCAAACAAGUUAGCAAACGUUAAGAACUAAAGACCUUUUAAAGAACGUGUUAAGAAAACGCCAAGAACCCAAAAACGGUUUAGGAAACGCCGAGAACUAUCUCUGGAAAUCCACUAAGGAACGUUUUUUUAAACAUUUUUACCAGUUUAUCGAUUCUGAUGACGAUGAAUAUCGCAUUGAAUAUCAACCAAUAUAUCGGUACAUCUCAUAUUCUUAUUUCUUCAAAACGUGAUGGUGUUUUAUAUUUUUUUAGCUUUUAUUAGAUUGAAAAACAAACAUCUACGUCUACAAAUGUACGUGUGUGUCUCUCUCUCUCUGAGUGUGUGUAGGUGUUAAUACUAUAGAAAUAAUUCUGUCUGAUCCGUGCAGUUAUACAUAACUAAUACAUUCCGGCUGAAUGAUGGGACUCGAGCAUUAUACCAGACUGAGUACUGUACAGUAUACAACACUUACUGUAUGCUAAUAGUGUGUGUUUGUGUGGUGUACAUUGUGCAGACCUCAGUACACGUGGCACGCACAGAGGCUCCGUCUUAUCACGUCGUAUCGUAGCGCCGCGCGCGGGAUUGUGGGACGGCGGCGGCCUUCACGGACAGGCGGGGGGGGAAAUAUAUAACUGUCUAAAAUAAGAGGGAGAAAAACCAAAACAACAGAUUUUACUCUAACAGCGGUGUGUACACGGAACUGACAAGCCAUGGGGCAGGAGGAUAUAAUGAGCACGGCGGAGGAUGUCGCUGAUCAGUUCCUCAGAGUGACGAAACAGUACUUGCCUCACCUGGCGCGCCUGUGUCUCAUCAGCACCUUCCUGGAGGACGGCAUCCGCAUGUGGUUCCAGUGGUACGAGCAGAGAGACUACAUCGAAGCCACCUGGAGCUGCGGCUACUUCCUGGCCACGUGCUUUGUGCUGCUUAAUCUUUUAGGACAGCUGGGCGGUUGUGUCCUCGUUCUCAGUAGAAAUUUUGUACAGUAUGCAUGCUUUGGAUUAUUUGGCAUUAUUGCGCUACAGACUGUUGCCUAUAGUAUCCUAUGGGAUCUGAAGUUUUUGAUGAGGAACAUGGCUCUGGGAGGUGGACUGCUGCUACUGUUAGCCGAGUCACGCUCUGAGGGCAAGAGCAUGUUCGCCGGCGUGCCUACGAUGGGUGAGAGCUCCCCAAAGCAGUACAUGCAGCUCGGUGGUCGCGUGCUCCUCGUUCUCAUGUUCAUGACUCUGCUGCAUUUCGAUUCCAGUUUCUUCUCGAUCCUGCAGAACAUGGUGGGCACGGCCCUCAUCAUCCUGGUGGCCAUCGGCUUUAAGACCAAGUUGGCGGCUCUCACCUUGGUGGUGUGGCUCAUGGCCAUCAACGUCUACUUCAACGCCUUCUGGACGGUGCCUGCCUACAAGCCCAUGCACGACUUCCUCAAAUACGAUUUCUUCCAGACUACGUCAGUCGUCGGCGGCCUGCUGCUAGUGGUGGCUCUCGGGCCCGGGGGCGUGUCUAUGGACGAGAAGAAGAAGGAGUGGUAAAGAGAGUCCGUCUCCUUACACGGGGGAAAAAACAAACAAACAAACAAAUCCACUGCCCAGGACAUAAGGACCCGCAAAAUCUUAAAACAAUACAACAUGAAGCCACCUCCAUUCUCUCUCUCUCUCUCUCUUUUUUUUUCUCUUUCUCUUUCUCUUUCGCUCACUUCCCUUUUUGUUUUGCUUUGUUUUUACAAAAUCACCACAAUGACAUGAGUUUUUAAGAUGCCUUGUCAUGUCCUACUGUAAAUCCUGAAUGCUAAUGAACUGCCUGAGUUGAUUCAUGUUUCUUAUCUUUUUUUUGUUUGUUUGUUUGUUUUUUUUCCUUCCCCUCUGUCACCGUUUGCCGAAUGCUGUCUUUGUAGCAUUAUAAACGUGUUCCUGUCGGGAUGCUUCACUUCUCAUGCACAUUGCUAUAUGGUUGUUGUUUUUAAAACACUUGAGAAAUAGCUGUGAAUGUGUCUGCAUAUAGACUCUGUGAAACGACAGUAAUUUAGGUCUCCAACUGAAGGGUUUCUCUUUUUUUUUUUCGAACGCGACCGAGUAUUCGAACCGGCACCGCUGCUUGUAUGUGGUGCAGCUCUCUCAAAUCAACCCACGUGUCAAAUCAAAUGGCUCUUUGUGUUAAAAGAGUGCGCAGGGUUUCCUAACGCUGCUCAUGGUGCCGAAGGGGGAUUCGUUGUGUAUGAACCACCCUACAGAAUAAAAAGGUGGAAGUACAGCACCUUCUGGCUGCUCUAUUUUUUACUCUAGCGAACUGUCUACUGUACCUGAGCUUGCAUCCAGGCAGUAAACAGACAUGCAGUUUAUACAAGCAAGCAAACAAACAAACACUAUUUUACACACCUGCACAAGUGGAAUAGGUCGAAGACGGUCUGUUAUUUCACCCAAGCUUUAUCUCAAUCUAUGUUUUUGCUGUCGUCAAAAAUAACACAUUGAUUUACUUGAGUUUAUAAGUUUGGUGUUUUUUUUUUUGUUAUUUACUUUUGUUUUCAGGCGGAGAAAAAAAUAAAAGCAAAAAAGUUA
This is a messenger RNA of Tachysurus fulvidraco (yellow catfish), 5206 nucleotides long. RefSeq names its product surfeit 4 (gene surf4). Lineage: Eukaryota; Metazoa; Chordata; Actinopteri; Siluriformes; Bagridae. The record is from RefSeq and is a predicted model, not a curated record. The transcript has 7 exons. Gene Ontology annotation, biological process: Golgi organization. Gene Ontology annotation, cellular component: endoplasmic reticulum-Golgi intermediate compartment; endoplasmic reticulum; membrane. The coding region runs from base 3374 to 4183 and encodes 269 amino acids.